UAACACUGCUAAAUGGAUAGUGUGGCAACAAUCUGUACUGACCUUCUGUUCUUUUGAUUGCUACUUCCUCUUCUCCUAUUUAUCUAGUGAAAUAUUACACUACUAAGCAGAUUUAAACCUUCAUACAUGAUAAAGUCUUAUCUCAAUAAAGACAACAAAAUAAGAGAAUAGAGGUAAAUGAAGUCACUGGAGCUCCUGUCAUUCCAGUUGUGAGCCACUGCAACAUGUCUGGAGAACUUGUUUAUGCCUCAGUUGUCUUUCCCGAGAAUACAAAAAAUGGACCAACAGAACCAGGACAGGAGAACACUACUUAUGCCAAUGUGAAGUUGGGAGGAAAUCCUGAUCUCAGAAAAAAGGAUCAAAACAUAAGUGUUAGAGAGGAGGAUACCACAUACGCUGCCGUGAAAACUGGGAGGAACCCACAUCCAGAGCAAAAGGGAGACAAAUAUAUGAGAGUAUCCUCUGUCAGUCUGAAGGAAAAGAAGGUUUCAUCAAGAUGGAUCCAAUUUCUUCUGCUGGUUUUUUCUUUUAUCCUGCUGGUCAUUAUCAUCAUUGUACUGGCCAUAUACUUGGCACAGAUCACUCAACAGAUCCAUGACAUGACAGCUCUUCAGAUGAAGUAUUUGACUUUAAAUGAGAGCUUCACAAACGUCACAACAAGAUACUCAGAAGUUGGUCGACUCUGCGCUGGACACAGUGUUUCAGCUGAAUGGACUUGUGUUUUCUGCCCAGAGUCAUGGCUGAAAUUUGAAAAAAAGUGUUAUUACAUCUCCACCAAUAACCAAAUGAGCUGGGAUUCUAGUCAGGAUAAAUGUGUCUCUCUGGGUGGGCAUCUGGUGAUCAUAGAAAGUACCCAAGAGCAGAAGUUUUUAGAGAAGUCAACAGUAAAAAAUAUGCACUACUGGAUUGGACUUAAUAAUUUGGCCACAGAAGGAGGCUGGCGGUGGUUGAACAACAAGACUCUUGAUGGCAAGAUAACGUUCUGGAGCACACAGUAUGGUAAGCAGCCUGAUAACUACAAUGGAGCUGAGCAUUGUGUAGAAGCCUCAAAUCAUGAAGAUAUUUUGGACUGGAAUGAUAUAACAUGUGGCACUCAGUAUAUGUGGAUUUGUGAGAAAGCAGCUGGCAUCCUCAAAUCAUAAAAAACAGUUGGAGAGAAGGAAAGAUGAGGAUUUGCACAACUUUAAAGAAUCUUCAGCGGUUGAUUUGUUUUGUAAGUUUAUAACGGAAAUUAAAAAUGAGAUAGUUCUUUAUAAUGUAAUGAAACACAUGAAAAAUGAACCCAAUGUGUGAACAGUGGCCUUAUGAUGCAGUGGUUACUGCUGCUACUUUGUGAAAGCUGAGGUUUGGAUUCACUGGACACUUUUUGUGUGGAUUUUGGAAUUUCUACCUAUGUUAGUGUAGGUUUUCCCUGGGUACUUCUUUUUUCUCCAAAUCCUAAAGAUGAACAGGUCAGUUUAGUUGCUGACUGUGAACUGACCCAAUGUGUGUGUGUAGUGAGUGGGGCUCUGGGAUGACUUUGGUUCCAAUCUAGGAUUAGUUUUUGCCUUCCGUUUACUGAAGCCAGGGUAAUCUUCCAGUUUUAGAAUAACCAGAUUCAGAAAAUGUACAGAUGCAAUUGUUUGAAUAGCAUUAUUCUGAUCCACAGCUAUCAUCUAAUAUUUAUUGUAGAAAAUAAUGUGAUGGGUUUUAAAAUAAUGUUUUAUCAUACAAAAUUAAGUAUAAUGUGCAGAAGCAAAUUUUUUGUUUUGUUUUUAGAUAUUUGAAUCCUAAGAUUAUUUCUGUUACUAUCAUUUAAUACCAAUCACAAAGCAAAAAUUAAAAAUAAAACUGUGAUGCAUCUGGAAAACUUCCAUCUGUCAGCAGUGUACACAAGAACUGCAGAAAAAUAAGCUUUAAAGAUUUUUCAGUUUGAAUUAAUCAAAGUGUUCUUACUAAGUUGCUAUAAAAAAUAAAAAAAGUUUGAUCUAGGACAAUUACAGAUAUGUGCCAUAAAAAUGAUAAUUGUGCAAAUUGUUAGAAAGUAUUUUAUAUCUUCUAAGUUGUAUUCUUUUCACAAUGUAAAGUAUGUGUUAGUUUAUUUUAAAUAAAUACAACAACUGCAAAGUGAUCAGUUUUUUUUCUAGGCUGCAAACCUUAAUUUUUGUUUUUAUACAUUGCCAGAGUGAAUGCGUGACAUAUGGUGUAGCCGAGUAAAUUCUGUUACUACCAGAUAUGUUAUGUUUAGCUACAUCAGUCACUGGAAUAUGAAUAAGUUAUUAUUUUUACUACU
Molecule: messenger RNA, 2272 nt
Organism: Erpetoichthys calabaricus (reedfish)
Lineage: Eukaryota; Metazoa; Chordata; Cladistia; Polypteriformes; Polypteridae
Product: CD209 antigen-like protein E
Exons: 8
Coding region: 225-1142 (305 amino acids)
Source: RefSeq, a predicted model, not a curated record